Messenger RNA from Trichophyton verrucosum HKI 0517, 1542 nucleotides. RefSeq lists its product as uncharacterized. Bases 1 to 1542 code for a protein of 513 amino acids. The transcript is spliced from 3 exons. Gene Ontology annotation, molecular function: DNA-binding transcription factor activity, RNA polymerase II-specific. The record is from RefSeq and is a predicted model, not a curated record. Gene Ontology annotation, biological process: regulation of transcription by RNA polymerase II. NCBI's taxonomy places the organism in Eukaryota, Fungi, Ascomycota, Eurotiomycetes, Onygenales, Arthrodermataceae.
AUGGAUAAUGUUCUUGCUCAUGAUGCCGCCAAUAAUGCCAGAAGCCCAGAUCUUCUUAUGUCUCCGGAGAUCGAGCUAGAGAUUCAGAACUGGCAAAAGUCUGGAAAUCCUCCUUUCCCUGAGUUACAGCUUAGCACUCGAGCUUAUUGGUAUAAGUUCUCACGCACGGAUCUUCGACUCAUCCACCAUAUUGCGGGUUUGUCCAUCGACCUACACCGAAGAGGCUACAGUAACUGCACUGUAUGGGCCCAGAAGAUGCCCAUCUUCCUUACUAUUGCCUUGUCCAAUGACUUUGUUAUGAGUUCUAUUCUGGCAUUAUCUGCUUCACAUAUUGCUUGGAUGACCCAGAAUCAAGACACUGAAAAUCUUGCCUAUCAUCAUCGAGGUGUUGCUAUCAAGGGCCUUCAAGAGGCAAUUAGCUCAUUCUCACGCGAAAACUCGGAUGCUAUUCUUGCAUCAUCCUUGCUCUUGUCAUGGCAAUCCACUGAAUGGUCAGUCUUGAACUCGAUGGAACCAUGGUGGAAGGAAGAAUCUGAGCUGGCCAGAUUUAUGGAUGGCCAACGAGCUUUUCGAAGUGCUCGAACUCCCUUAACGCCAACCUACCCAGGCAGCAUGGGCCAUUUUCCGAACGAAGAUAUCAUGAGACUGGAUAGAGUUAUUGUCAAUCUACAGAAUAUCCAUCAGCGAAUUUCUCAUAACCAAGAACACUUCCGCAGGAUAACGGACUUACUUGCCUUCACUCAAAGGUUGCGAGAUGAACUACCUGUUCAGUCUCCGGAGAAGGCCUUCGAGAGGCUCCAGCCCCUGCGUAUCUGGCUCUUUUGGCUCCCUUCGGCAAUGUUGCGAGGUGGCGAAACUGAUCUCGGAGCUCUUUCCGUGCUCUCUCAGUUCUUCGGCGUUGCCCUUGCGCUGGAGCCACUCUUCCCAGAGUUUGGCGGUUCAUACCUUGGCUCCAUGGCGGUCAACCCAAUCGAGGAGAUCAGACGCAUUCUAUACCAUAGACGUGCGGCGAACCCAUUUGCACCUGAGAUACAACUCGCUCUCAGCUUGAUGGAUCUUCCAGCAGAAACUGUAGCCGAGUACCGCAGUCGUCUCCAGUGGUCACCAAGAUCAUCCUUCGACGGAUAUCCUACAGGAUCACAUAGCCCAUAUCACCAUGCGCUUCCAACUCCCCAUUUGCCUCACCUUCCAGCUACAUCUGCGGCCAUAGUCAGCCCUACCACCACUGCCUACCCAGCAUAUACCACCUCACCUCUUCACUCGCCCAUGACUCCAGCCAUCGUCGGUUCACCAUACCAGAUGUCCAAUGCAAUGCUUCACUCAAGACGCCACUCUCAAGUAUAUCCAUCACCCACGCUUCACCACGAUCCGGUAGAGGAUCGUAUUCCCGAAUAUAAACAACCAGAACAGCCUGCGAUGUUCAAUCCAGCUUAUCUCGGAAAUCUUAUCAACGGGGGCCCGACAAUCGGGACGGAAUACCAUGAUUCUCCCCCAGUUACUGUGACAGGAGGGUUGGUCGCUCCGGAACUCUGCUGGACUUGA